CGGAAGUGCCGCCAUUUUGGGGUGUUCUGCUCUGGCCGCAGCGGCAGCGGCGGCGGGACGCGGAGGCUCCCCCGGGACUCGGCCUCAGCGGCGAGGCGGCGGCGGCGGCUGCGGAGGCGCAGGCAGCAGCUGAGGCAGCGGCGGGCUCAGGUGCAGCCGCUGAGUGAAGACAUAGUCCAGAGAGGGAAGUGUAAAGCUACAGGGUGAACAUAACUUCUUUUUUUCAAAGUUUCCUGUGUUGUGAACUGAGCGUGGGUGAAAUUUCAAGAGUGAAAUCUUUGAGGAAGCUAAAGCUGUGUGUAUUUGUGGAUCAGACAAGUGCAGCAAGUUAAUAUCAUUGGCUACUGAAGGGGAAAGUGAGGUGAUGGCUGCGUUUAAGUUGGAUUUCCUUCCAGAAAUGAUGGUGGAUCAUUGCUCUUUGAAUUCCAGUCCCGUCUCAAAGAAAAUGAACGGCACCCUGGACCACCCAGACCAACCGGAUCUUGAUGCUAUCAAGAUGUUUGUGGGCCAGGUUCCAAGGACCUGGUCUGAGAAGGACUUGAGGGAACUCUUUGAACAGUAUGGUGCUGUCUAUGAAAUCAACGUCCUAAGGGAUAGGAGCCAAAACCCUCCUCAGAGCAAAGGGUGCUGUUUUGUUACAUUUUACACCCGUAAAGCUGCAUUAGAAGCGCAGAAUGCUCUUCACAACAUGAAGGUCCUCCCAGGGAUGCAUCAUCCUAUACAGAUGAAGCCUGCUGACAGCGAGAAGAACAAUGCAGUGGAAGACAGGAAGCUGUUUAUUGGUAUGAUUUCCAAGAAGUGCACUGAAAAUGACAUCCGAGUCAUGUUCUCUUCAUUUGGACAGAUUGAAGAGUGCCGGAUAUUGCGGGGACCUGAUGGCCUCAGCCGAGGUUGUGCGUUUGUGACUUUUACAACAAGAGCCAUGGCACAGACUGCUAUUAAGGCAAUGCACCAAGCACAGACCAUGGAGGGUUGUUCAUCCCCUAUGGUGGUAAAAUUUGCUGAUACACAGAAGGACAAAGAACAGAAGAGAAUGGCCCAGCAGCUCCAGCAGCAGAUGCAGCAAAUCAGCGCAGCAUCUGUGUGGGGAAACCUUGCUGGUCUAAAUACUCUUGGACCCCAGUAUUUAGCACUUUAUUUGCAGCUCCUUCAGCAGACUGCCUCCUCUGGGAACCUCAACACCUUGAGCAGCCUCCACCCAAUGGGAGGAUUAAAUGCAAUGCAGUUACAGAAUUUGGCUGCACUAGCUGCUGCAGCUAGUGCAGCUCAGAACACACCAAGUGGUACCAAUGCUCUCACUACAUCCAGCAGUCCCCUCAGCGUCCUCACCAGUUCAGCAGGGUCCUCACCUAGCUCCAGCAGCAGUAACUCUGUCAACCCCAUAGCCUCACUUGGAGCCCUGCAGACAUUAGCUGGAGCAACGGCUGGCCUCAACGUUGGCUCUUUGGCAGGAAUGGCUGCUUUAAAUGGUGGUCUGGGCAGUAGUGGCCUUUCCAACGGCACUGGGAGCACCAUGGAGGCCCUCACUCAGGCCUACUCGGGUAUCCAGCAGUAUGCUGCUGCGGCGCUGCCCACUCUGUACAACCAGAACCUGUUGACACAGCAGAGUAUUGGUGCUGCCGGAAGCCAGAAGGAAGGUCCAGAGGGAGCCAACCUGUUCAUCUACCAUCUGCCCCAGGAGUUUGGCGAUCAGGACCUGCUGCAGAUGUUUAUGCCCUUUGGGAAUGUCGUGUCUGCCAAGGUUUUUAUAGACAAACAGACAAACCUGAGCAAAUGUUUUGGUUUCGUAAGUUACGACAAUCCUGUUUCGGCUCAAGCUGCCAUCCAGUCCAUGAACGGCUUUCAGAUUGGCAUGAAGCGGCUCAAAGUGCAGCUCAAACGUUCGAAGAAUGACAGCAAGCCCUACUGAGCGUGCUCCCCUCUGAGACUGGAGUGAGAGGGUCUUCUGAUUCCUGCCGUUUGUUCAUCGUUGUGCCUAAAGCAUGUCGAUGUGGCGUCAAGUACAUCGUCCAAAUCCCUGUCUCUUCAGCUUCUCUGAUGCUUGAACUCUCACCUUUGACCUUGUGUUGAUCUUUGAUGCUGAUGUGUAUUUUUAUUAUGUUUGUUUGUUCUUUUUUCUUUCCUUUUUUUUUUUUUUUUUUUUUCCCUUUUGUGCUGCCAAAUUGGUUUUGCUAGAACGACUGCUGAAGGGGAAAUAUUUAAACUUGCAUUUGAAUAUAAAAAAAUCUAUUUUUCUAGAACUUCAUAAGAUAACCACUUGAUUUUGUGAUUCCAAUUCUUUGUAAUUGUCUUCAGAGCAGCCCUACUAGCACAUACCGUGUGGUGUUUGUAUCUCUGUGAACACACAGCCAGUCCGUUUCUAGGCUUUGUUUCUCUGUGUGCUUAGUUUUAAAGACAACUUUGAAGUAAACAAUGAAAUAAAAGAUGUCACUAAAA
Molecule: messenger RNA, 2436 nt
Organism: Cynocephalus volans (Philippine flying lemur)
Lineage: Eukaryota; Metazoa; Chordata; Mammalia; Dermoptera; Cynocephalidae
Gene: CELF1
Product: CUGBP Elav-like family member 1
Exons: 17
Coding region: 365-1909 (514 amino acids)
Biological process (GO): mRNA splice site recognition; regulation of alternative mRNA splicing, via spliceosome
Cellular component (GO): nucleus; ribonucleoprotein complex; cytoplasm
Molecular function (GO): mRNA 3'-UTR binding
Source: RefSeq, a predicted model, not a curated record